AUGAGGAGAUAUGAUAUUGAGAUGGGGCCUUAUCAAUCGGAACUGAUAGUAUUUCCUAAAACUAAGUUUGGGGACAAGAUGCGUCAAUUUAAUCCUGAUUGGUAUAAGCCUCCAUAUUCUAGUUGGUUGGAAUAUAACAUAAAAGACGAUGCUGCAUUUUGUUUGUAUUGUUAUUUGUUCAAGAAUGAAUUUGAAAGUCGUGGUAAUGCGGGGAGAGCAUUUGUAGAUGAUGAUUUUAGGAGGGAACCAUGGUUUCUCCUAAGAAAUGCAUUAUCAUUUCGUGGUCAUGAUGAGAGUGAAGAUUCCGAAUACAAAGAUCUUUUUCUUGAACUUUUGGAAUUUCAUGGAAGCAACCGUCCAGAUAUGGAAAAGUUGGAAUUACCACUUGUCGUUCUGUCUAGAAAACACUUCGAUGUGAAAAAUUUAUUUUAUGUUGUCACUAAUGUAUUGAAUACUAUUGGAACAUCUUUUAAGCGUAGGGAAUUACUUCGACAACACCAAGUGGAGAAGUUGGAAGAAUUGCUUAAAGCCGGAGAAAUUUUUACUGGGCAAGGAUUAAAUCAAGAACGUGGUCUCCAACGACCGGGUGAUACUCGUUGGGGAUCUCAUUUUAAGACCUUGAAAAAUUUCAUGAUUAUAUUUUCUUCAAUUGCUAAUGUGCUUAAAGAUAUGAAAGAAGAUUCUCCACUCAAGCUUGAUAGACUUGUAGCAGGAAAUCUUUUGGAUAACAUUCAGGAAUUUGAAUUUGUCUUAUUUUGCAUUUGA
Molecule: messenger RNA, 765 nt
Organism: Lycium barbarum (goji berry)
Lineage: Eukaryota; Viridiplantae; Streptophyta; Magnoliopsida; Solanales; Solanaceae
Exons: 3
Coding region: 1-765 (254 amino acids)
Source: RefSeq, a predicted model, not a curated record